Messenger RNA from Neltuma alba, 1259 nucleotides. Its product is annotated as ferritin-3, chloroplastic. The record is from RefSeq and is a predicted model, not a curated record. The transcript is spliced from 8 exons. Gene Ontology annotation, cellular component: cytoplasm. The coding region runs from base 95 to 904 and encodes 269 amino acids. Gene Ontology annotation, biological process: iron ion transport; intracellular iron ion homeostasis. Gene Ontology annotation, molecular function: ferric iron binding; ferrous iron binding. Lineage: Eukaryota; Viridiplantae; Streptophyta; Magnoliopsida; Fabales; Fabaceae.
CAGUGCUCAGAGCCGCCUCUGAUUCUUCUUCCUCCCUUUUGGUUUCUCUGUUCUCAUCCCCUUCCAAGUUCUCUCGUUCUUGAACGCCAUCGAAAUGGCUCUCGCAUCUUCCAAAUUCUCCUCCGUUUUUCUUUCCUCCACUGCAGGGGAUAGCCUGAAAAAACCCAUUUCUUCUUCUUCUUCUCUGAGCGUCGCUCUCUCUGUGCCUUCUCCUUCUCUGUCUCUUGUUCCCAAGGGAUCGGGAGGCAGAAAUUUCAGGGUUUUGUCCGCGGUGACUGAAAAUCCCACCGCUCUCACCGGCGUCAUAUUUGAGCCAUUUGAGGAGGUCAAGAAAGAUGUCCUUGCUGUUCCGAUGUCGCCUCAGGUUUCCAUGGCUCGUCAAAACUAUGUUGAUGAGUGUGAAUCUGCUAUUAACGAGCAGAUUAACGUGGAAUACAACGUUUCCUAUGUGUACCACUCCUUGUUUGCGUACUUCGACAGGGACAACAUAGCUCUUAAAGGCUUUGCAAAGUUCUUCAGGGAAGCAAGUGAAGAAGAAAGAGAGCAUGCUGAAAAGCUAAUGAAAUAUCAGAAUGUUCGUGGUGGACGAGUGGUACUUCACCCCAUCAAGUCUCCCCCCUCUGAAUAUGAGCACCCAGAAAAGGGUGAUGCGUUGUAUGCUAUGGAGUUAGCUCUUUCUUUGGAGAAGUUAACAAACGAGAAACUUCUGCAUGUGCACAGUGUGGCAGAUCGCAACAAUGAUCCUCAAAUGGCUGACUUCAUUGAGAGCGAAUUUUUAGCUGAGCAGGUUGAAGCAAUUAAGAAGAUAGCAGAGUAUGUGGCGCAGCUGAGAAUGGUUGGAAAGGGUCAUGGUGUUUGGCACUUUGAUCAGAGGCUUCUUCAUGAGGGAAAUGGGCAUGCAUGAUUGCCUUCCCUGUAUUCGUGUUCACAAUGGUGGUUUCUCUAGAUGUGGUUUGUUUAGACUUGUAGAAUAGUGUAGUUGAUGUUCCUUUUAGGUGAAGUAGAUGAAGGAACUGAAAGGGGUCUGUUUUGUUAUUAUCUCUUGUGGGAAGCCAGUAUCAUGUAACGUCAGCUCUGGAUUUGAGUGUUAGAAAUAAGUGGCACUUGAUGUUGGUUAUUCCGUUUACCCUUUCAACUUUACUCGUUCAAGCUGUUUCAGAAACUGAACUUCAAUCUCUGUACUACAGAAGAAAGGAGCUGUUUAAUACUCUUCAGUGUUUAGUAUGAUAGUUAAAAUAGACUACUUCAUGGAUGAAUUA